AUGGAUGAAAUGUACAAAAUGAUGUACGACUCGUUGUCCGUGAAGCAAAAAUUAGUACGUGUCAUAAAAGAGAACGCUCUGAAAAAAUUCAAAGAAAUUAUUGAAAGUUCUGAUUUGACAAAUUCAGUGUUGGAUAGUCAGUCCGAAGAAACCACGCUGCAUAUGUGCAUUCGUCAAAAAAAUUUAGAAAUGAUCAAAUUCUUGUUAAAGAAGGGAGCUGAUCCAACUCAAAAAAACCUUUUCAAUGCAUCAUCCCUUGACAUAUGUAUUGAUGUAGGAGACGCUGAUUGUAUGAUCGCACUUUUAGAAUAUUGCCCCAUCAGUUUACAUGGUUACUGGAAAAAUUUCAAAACAGAAAAUGAAGAAAUUAUUAAGGUGAUGAUAGUCGGUACCCAAUCAUUGAAUGCUGGUAAUCUGGAUAUAACUUAUUUUAAAAGAAACGAAUCUCCACAGUCAACUGAUUUGAAAAAAUUGGUUUAUCUUACAAACAGUACCAUCUCAUUGCCACCCCAUUUUCUGAGUUCUCCAGACUUUAACGCUUGGCACCACACCAUAGUUUGUGAAGUUCCAACUCUUAGGCAUUGUUCGAGAAUUUUUAUAAGAAAAUCAUUUCGAUAUAACACCUAUUACAGUUCACAAAGACUCGUACAGCUGCCGUCAGAAAUACGAAAGUAUCUGAUCGGUUUCAGUGAUUGUUUAUAUUAA
Messenger RNA from Helobdella robusta, 705 nucleotides. RefSeq lists its product as hypothetical. Bases 1 to 705 code for a protein of 234 amino acids. The transcript is spliced from 2 exons. Lineage: Eukaryota; Metazoa; Annelida; Clitellata; Rhynchobdellida; Glossiphoniidae. Gene Ontology annotation, molecular function: protein binding. The record is from RefSeq and is a predicted model, not a curated record.